GUCAAAUUUCUCGCUACCAAUGCUCACUGGCAGGUGACCAUGCAGAUCCUACUGUACAUUCAAAGUUCAUUCUUGACCACCUCCGCUCGCUGUCUUGAGACUCAGUCUGGUGUACGCACAUAAUUCGGCCCUCGCUAAAAGUAUUGGAGGGAGUGCUCUUGGUAUUCUGGUUCACUAGCUAUCCCCUCCUACAGGAAGAUUAAACACGAACUGACCUUCAGUGGGUAACCAGAUAGACCACACUCCCAGCGCACCACUCUGUUCCAUCUGCGCCCAACUGGAUUUCCACCAGAUUCUCCUCGACGAUAUCCCACGGAACAAAUCAAUCCCCCUGGGCGGGCGGCGAGAGGAGCUUGCCAGAAUUUAUGAGAAUGGUGGAUGUAGUGUCGAUGGCCGUGGUUCCUGCUCCUCCUGCGUGUCGUUAUGUCGCCCUCAGCUACCUGUGGGGAGGCAUUGGCGCGGAGCAUUGGACGAUGAAGGAUAAUAUAGCAGAGCGCUUCAUACCUGGCGGGUUGAACAUAGCACACUUCCCUGAAACCAUCACAGAUUCCAUUCAACUCGUUCGACAACUUGGCAAACGUUACAUGUGGAUCGACACUCUAUGCAUCAUUCAAGAUGAUCUAGAGGACAAGAUCCAUCAGAAACACGCUAUGGAUUUGAUCUAUGGCGGGUCAUAUUUCACGAUAUAUGCUGCUGGUGGUACGUCCGCUCGAGAUCCUCUCCCAGGAUUUCGUCCACGAACUAGAACGCCACAGCAGCACAUCGCGGUCAUUCAAGGACUUCAUCUCGCCGUGCCUUUACCAGGACCUAUCGAGGCGCUCACUCUAUCCGUGUGGAACACGCGUGGCUGGACCUAUCAAGAGCUCAUGCUCUCCCGCCGAAGAAUAUACUUCACUGGGCAGCAAGUCUAUUUUGAAUGCAGACGAGAUAUCUUCUGCGAAGACGUCGUCGCUGAAAGCAGGCGCCUCGCGUCGUCCACCCAACCUUUACGGUAUAAAGGUGCAGGAAACUUCACCUACCUUCAGAAACCCAUGCGGGUGCUCUUCGAUCAGUACAUCGCGAGUUAUAUGUCUGCCAUCGGGCUGUAUACACGGCGUAACCUUACCGUGGAGUCAGAUAUCGUCGAUGCUAUCACUGCAAUAACAAAUGCCUUGACAAAAAGUUUUGAGCUUGGUGGGGGCAACCCCGCCAGAGCUUUUAACUUUGUAAUGACGUUGACAGACCUCGAGUACGUCCUUGUCUGGCAACAUGAUCCACGCACGCCUCGUGUUCGUCGUUCGAUUACUGGUGAAGACAGUUCACCCUGGCCUUCUUGGGCGUGGGCUGGAUGGCGUGGCGCUGUUCACUACCCGGGGGAAGCUCUGUAUGCCCACUUCGACAGUCAUUCUGACCGACCGAGAGUGACGGAGACGGUUAUCGACCCUUGGUACAUCGUGGAGCAUAAUGGUGAUACAGUGCAGCUUGAUGUUGCGUUCACCGGGCAUUU
This is a messenger RNA of Suillus paluster, 1486 nucleotides long. Its product is annotated as heterokaryon incompatibility protein-domain-containing protein. The annotation marks the transcript as partial. The record is from RefSeq and is a predicted model, not a curated record. NCBI's taxonomy places the organism in Eukaryota, Fungi, Basidiomycota, Agaricomycetes, Boletales, Suillaceae. The transcript has 3 exons.